Molecule: messenger RNA, 6080 nt
Organism: Phacochoerus africanus (Common warthog)
Lineage: Eukaryota; Metazoa; Chordata; Mammalia; Artiodactyla; Suidae
Gene: MYH2
Product: myosin heavy chain 2
Exons: 40
Coding region: 121-5943 (1940 amino acids)
Cellular component (GO): myosin complex
Molecular function (GO): cytoskeletal motor activity; ATP binding; actin filament binding
Source: RefSeq, a predicted model, not a curated record
ACUUUCAAGAGGGACACUGGCCACGCUACCCAGUGUCGGCUGCAGCUGCUGGUUGGGAACUGUUUCACUUCCAGGCUGCAUCUUCUCACUUGCUAAGAAGGACCUCUGAGUUCAGCAGCCAUGAGUUCUGACCAGGAAAUGGCCAUAUUUGGGGAGGCUGCCCCUUACCUCCGAAAGUCUGAAAAGGAGCGCAUUGAGGCCCAGAAUAGGCCCUUUGAUGCCAAGACAUCAGUCUUUGUGGCGGAGCCCAAGGAAUCCUUUGUCAAAGGGACUGUCCAGAGCAGAGAAGGAGGGAAAGUGACAGUGAAGACGGAAGCAGGGGCGACUUUGACAGUGAAAGAAGACCAAGUCUUCCCCAUGAACCCUCCCAAAUUUGACAAGAUCGAGGACAUGGCCAUGAUGACCCACCUGCACGAGCCGGGCGUGCUGUACAACCUCAAAGAGCGUUACUCAGCCUGGAUGAUCUACACCUACUCGGGCCUCUUCUGUGUCACCGUCAACCCCUACAAGUGGCUGCCGGUGUACAACCCCGAGGUGGUGACGGCCUAUAGAGGCAAAAAGCGCCAGGAGGCCCCGCCCCACAUCUUCUCCAUCUCCGACAACGCCUAUCAGUUCAUGCUGACUGACCGAGAGAAUCAGUCAAUCCUGAUCACCGGAGAAUCCGGGGCAGGAAAGACUGUGAACACGAAGCGUGUCAUCCAGUACUUUGCAACAAUUGCCGUCACUGGGGAGAAGAAGAAGGAGGAACCUACUUCUGGCAAAAUGCAGGGGACUCUGGAAGAUCAGAUCAUCAGUGCCAACCCGCUGCUGGAGGCCUUUGGCAACGCCAAGACCGUGAGGAAUGACAACUCCUCUCGCUUUGGUAAAUUCAUUAGAAUCCACUUUGGCACUACAGGAAAACUGGCUUCUGCUGAUAUUGAAACAUAUCUGUUAGAGAAGUCUAGGGUUACUUUCCAGCUUAAGGCUGAAAGGAGCUAUCACAUUUUUUAUCAGAUCACAUCAAACAGGAAACCAGAACUCAUUGAAAUGCUUCUGAUUACCACCAACCCAUACGAUUACCCAUUCAUCAGUCAAGGGGAGAUCAGUGUAGCCAGCAUUGAUGAUCAGGAAGAACUGAUAGCCACAGAUAGUGCUAUUGAUAUUUUGGGCUUUACUAAUGAAGAGAAGGUGUCCAUUUACAAGCUCACGGGAGCUGUGAUGCAUUAUGGAAAUUUGAAAUUCAAGCAAAAACAGCGUGAAGAGCAAGCAGAGCCAGACGGCACGGAAGUUGCUGACAAGGCAGCCUACCUUCAGAGUCUGAACUCUGCUGACCUGCUCAAAGCCCUCUGCUACCCCAGGGUCAAGGUCGGCAAUGAAUAUGUCACCAAAGGCCAGACGGUAGAGCAGGUGACCAAUGCGGUGGGUGCUCUGGCCAAAGCCGUCUACGAGAAGAUGUUCCUGUGGAUGGUCACCCGCAUCAACCAGCAGCUGGACACCAAGCAGCCCAGGCAGUACUUCAUCGGGGUCUUGGACAUCGCCGGCUUUGAGAUCUUUGAUUUUAACAGCCUGGAGCAGCUGUGCAUCAACUUCACCAAUGAGAAACUGCAACAGUUUUUCAACCACCACAUGUUCGUGCUGGAGCAGGAGGAGUAUAAGAGGGAAGGCAUUGAGUGGACAUUCAUCGACUUUGGGAUGGACCUGGCCGCCUGCAUCGAGCUCAUCGAGAAGCCCAUGGGCAUCUUCUCCAUCCUGGAGGAGGAGUGCAUGUUCCCCAAGGCCACAGACACCUCCUUCAAGAACAAGCUCUAUGAACAGCAUCUUGGAAAGUCGGCCAACUUCCAGAAGCCCAAGGUGGUCAAGGGCAGGGCCGAGGCCCACUUCUCCCUGAUCCACUAUGCAGGCACCGUGGACUACAACAUUACUGGCUGGCUGGACAAGAACAAGGACCCCCUGAAUGACACAGUGGUGGGGCUGUACCAGAAGUCUGCACUGAAGACUCUAGCUUUCCUCUUCUCUGGGGCUCAAACUGGUGAAGCAGAGGCCGGUGGUGGGACCAAGAAAGGUGGCAAGAAGAAGGGUUCUUCCUUCCAGACCGUGUCUGCCCUUUUCAGAGAGAAUCUGAACAAGCUGAUGACCAACCUGAGGAGCACCCAUCCUCACUUUGUGCGCUGCAUCAUCCCCAAUGAGACGAAAACCCCUGGGGCCAUGGAGCACGAACUCGUCCUGCACCAGCUGAGGUGUAACGGCGUGCUGGAGGGCAUCCGCAUCUGCAGGAAGGGCUUCCCAAGCAGAAUCCUUUAUGCAGACUUCAAACAGAGAUAUAAGGUAUUGAAUGCAAGUGCCAUCCCUGAAGGACAAUACAUCGACAGCAAGAAGGCUUCUGAGAAGCUCCUCGCGUCCAUUGACAUUGACCACACCCAGUACAAGUUUGGUCACACCAAGGUCUUUUUCAAAGCUGGUCUCCUGGGGCUCCUAGAGGAGAUGCGAGAUGACAAGCUGGCCCAGCUGAUUACCCGAACGCAGGCCAGGUGCCGAGGGUUCUUGGCAAGAGUGGAGUACCAGAAGAUGGUGGAGAGAAGGGAGUCCAUCUUCUGCAUCCAGUACAACAUCCGAGCCUUCAUGAACGUCAAGCACUGGCCCUGGAUGAAACUCUUCUUCAAGAUCAAGCCUCUGCUCAAGAGCGCAGAGACCGAGAAGGAGAUGGCCACCAUGAAGGAGGAGUUCCAGAAAACCAAGGAUGAACUCGCCAAGUCAGAGGCAAAGAGGAAGGAACUGGAGGAAAAGAUGGUGUCUCUGUUGAAAGAAAAAAAUGACUUGCAGCUCCAAGUCCAGGCUGAAGCUGAAGGCUUGGCUGAUGCAGAGGAAAGAUGUGACCAGCUGAUCAAAACCAAAAUCCAGCUGGAGGCCAAAAUCAAGGAGGUGACUGAGAGAGCUGAGGACGAGGAAGAGAUCAAUGCCGAGCUGACGGCCAAGAAGAGGAAACUGGAGGAUGAGUGCUCAGAACUGAAGAAAGACAUCGAUGACCUUGAGCUGACACUGGCCAAGGUUGAAAAGGAGAAACAUGCCACAGAGAACAAGGUGAAAAACCUCACGGAAGAGAUGGCAGGCCUGGACGAAACCAUCGCAAAGCUGACCAAGGAGAAGAAGGCCCUCCAGGAGGCCCACCAGCAGACCCUGGAUGACCUGCAGGCAGAAGAGGACAAAGUCAACACCCUGACCAAAGCUAAAACCAAGCUAGAGCAGCAAGUGGAUGACCUUGAAGGGUCCUUGGAGCAAGAAAAGAAACUUCGCAUGGACUUAGAGAGAGCCAAGAGGAAACUGGAAGGUGACCUCAAGUUGGCUCAAGAGUCCAUAAUGGACAUUGAGAAUGAAAAACAGCAACUUGAUGAAAAGCUUAAAAAGAAAGAGUUUGAAAUAAGCAAUUUACAAAGCAAGAUUGAAGAUGAACAAGCACUUGGCAUUCAGCUGCAAAAGAAGAUCAAAGAGUUGCAAGCCCGCAUUGAGGAGCUUGAAGAGGAGAUCGAGGCAGAGCGGGCCUCCAGGGCCAAAGCAGAGAAGCAGCGCUCCGACCUCUCCCGGGAACUGGAGGAGAUCAGCGAGAGGCUGGAAGAAGCCGGAGGGGCGACGUCAGCCCAGAUUGAGAUGAACAAGAAGCGCGAGGCCGAGUUCCAGAAGAUGCGCCGAGACCUGGAGGAGGCCACCCUGCAGCAUGAGGCCACAGCGGCCGCGCUGAGGAAGAAGCACGCAGACAGUGUGGCUGAGCUGGGGGAGCAGAUCGACAACCUGCAGAGGGUCAAGCAGAAGCUGGAGAAGGAGAAGAGUGAGAUGAAGAUGGAGAUUGAUGACCUUGCUAGCAACAUGGAGACCGUCUCCAAAGCCAAGGGAAACCUAGAGAAGAUGUGCCGCACUCUGGAGGACCAGCUGAGCGAGCUGAAAUCCAAGGAGGAAGAGCAGCAGCGGCUGAUCAAUGACCUGACGGCUCAGAAGGGACGUCUGCAGACAGAAUCUGGUGAAUUUUCACGUCAGCUAGAUGAAAAAGAAGCUCUGGUGUCUCAGUUAUCAAGGGGCAAACAAGCAUUUACUCAACAGAUUGAGGAAUUAAAGAGGCAACUUGAGGAGGAGAUAAAGGCCAAGAAUGCCCUGGCGCACGCUCUGCAGUCCUCCCGCCACGACUGCGACCUGCUGCGGGAACAGUAUGAGGAGGAGCAGGAAUCCAAGGCCGAGCUGCAGAGGGCGCUGUCCAAGGCCAACACAGAGGUUGCCCAGUGGAGGACCAAAUAUGAGACGGACGCCAUCCAGCGCACGGAGGAGCUGGAGGAGGCCAAGAAGAAACUGGCCCAGAGGCUGCAGGCAGCUGAGGAACAUGUGGAAGCUGUGAAUGCCAAGUGUGCUUCCCUCGAGAAGACGAAGCAGCGGCUCCAGAAUGAGGUCGAGGACCUCAUGCUCGAUGUGGAGAGGACCAACGCUGCCUGCGCGGCCCUCGACAAAAAGCAAAGGAACUUCGAUAAGAUCCUGGCAGAGUGGAAACAGAAGUAUGAGGAAACCCACGCGGAGCUUGAAGCCUCCCAGAAGGAGGCCCGCUCUCUCGGCACUGAGCUGUUCAAGAUGAAGAAUGCCUAUGAGGAGUCCCUCGAUCAGCUAGAAACUUUGAAACGAGAGAACAAAAACUUGCAGCAGGAGAUUUCUGACCUCACGGAGCAGAUUGCAGAAGGAGGGAAACGUAUCCACGAACUGGAGAAAAUAAAGAAACAAGUGGAACAAGAAAAGUCUGAGAUUCAGGCUGCUUUAGAGGAAGCAGAGGCAUCUCUUGAACACGAAGAAGGAAAGAUUCUGCGCAUCCAGCUGGAGUUGAACCAAGUCAAGUCGGAGGUGGACAGGAAAAUCGCUGAGAAGGAUGAGGAAAUCGACCAGCUGAAGAGGAACCACGUCAGAGUCGUGGAGUCCAUGCAGAGCAUGCUGGAUGCUGAGAUCCGGAGCAGAAACGACGCCAUCAGGCUCAAGAAGAAGAUGGAGGGAGACCUCAAUGAAAUGGAAAUCCAGCUGAACCACGCCAACCGCAUGGCUGCCGAGGCCCUGAGGAACUACAGGAACACCCAAGGCAUCCUCAAGGACACUCAGAUCCACCUGGAUGACGCUCUCAGGGGCCAAGAGGACCUGAAGGAGCAGCUGGCCAUGGUGGAGCGCAGAGCCAACCUGCUGCAGGCUGAGAUUGAGGAGCUGCGGGUCACACUGGAGCAGACAGAGAGGAGUAGGAAAGUCGCAGAACAGGAGCUCCUGGAUGCCAGUGAGCGUGUCCAGCUCCUGCACACCCAGAACACCAGCCUGAUCAACACCAAGAAGAAGCUGGAGACAGACAUCUCCCAAAUGCAAGGAGAAAUGGAGGACAUUCUCCAGGAAGCUCGCAACGCAGAAGAAAAGGCCAAGAAGGCCAUCACUGAUGCGGCCAUGAUGGCCGAGGAGCUGAAGAAGGAGCAGGACACCAGCGCCCACCUGGAGCGGAUGAAGAAGAACAUGGAACAGACAGUAAAGGACCUACAGCACCGUCUGGAUGAGGCUGAGCAGCUGGCCCUGAAGGGCGGGAAGAAGCAGAUCCAGAAGCUGGAGGCCAGGGUGCGUGAAUUGGAAGGAGAGGUUGAGAGUGAGCAAAAGCGUAACGCUGAAGCUGUCAAGGGCCUGCGCAAACAUGAGAGGAGAGUGAAGGAACUCACCUACCAGACGGAAGAGGAUCGGAAAAAUAUUCUCAGGCUUCAGGAUUUGGUAGAUAAACUUCAGGCAAAAGUGAAAUCUUACAAGAGACAAGCUGAGGAGGCUGAGGAACAAUCCAAUACAAAUCUAUCUAAAUUCCGCAAGCUCCAGCACGAGCUGGAGGAGGCCGAGGAACGGGCUGACAUUGCCGAGUCCCAGGUCAACAAGCUGCGGGUGAAGAGCCGGGAGGUUCACACAAAAGUCAUAAGUGAAGAAUGAUCAUGUCCUGAUGUUAUAGAAUGACUGAAGAGAGGCACAAAAUGUGAAGUCUUUGGUCAUUUUUUUUCUCUGUAAUUAUUGCCUAUCCUACCCUAUUGCAAAGAAAAUAAAGAGCAUAGGGUACUUUGCAAACAAUA